AUUUUAUCGAUAAGAUUUCUGCUUUACAUUUUCCAACACCACAAUUAUAUGAACAAAAAAAAAACAAAGAAAGCUUGGGAGAGCAAAAACUGAAUUUAUUUUAUGACUGCCUUUUUGUGUUAAUAAUCAGCUAUAAGAUUAGUCAAAAGUGGCUUACGCGUACAGUACAACUAUCAAAGCCGUAAUGAAGGCCACAACGCAAAAAUUGUCGAAAUUGCGCGAGCUGAUGCAGCGGGCGUGUCCGCCAGAAGCAUCCGGAAUUAGCGCUUAUGUGGUUCCAUCCGGAGACGCCCAUCAGAGUGAAUAUCAGUGUGCGCAUGACGAGAGACGAGCUUUUAUUAGCGGUUUCACCGGAUCGGCGGGAACUGCAGUUAUAACGACGGACAAGGCGCUGCUGUGGACAGAUGGACGCUAUUAUCAGCAGGCGGAAAAGGAGCUGGAUGCCAAUUGGACGCUGAUGAAGGAUGGACUGGCAACGACGCCAUCAAUUGGCUAUUGGCUAGGAAAGCAUCUGCCCAAGGGCAGUGCCGUCGGCGUUGAUCCAUGUCUAUUCUCAUUCCGUUUGGGGAAAACCAUUGAGAAAGAACUUAACGCUGCCGAGUGCAAUUUGGUCGGCAUCGAGCGCAAUUUAAUUGAUGAUGUUUGGGGUGAUGAGCAACCACCGCUAACCUCUAAUAAAAUUAUAACACUGAAGUUGGACUUUGCCGGUGAUACGAUUGCCAAGAAAUGGGAGCGGGUUCGUCAGCAGAUGACAAUGCAAAAUACAAGCGCUCUUAUUGUUACUGCCCUGGAUGAGAUCGCUUGGUUCUUAAACCUACGUGGCUCCGAUAUUGACUACAAUCCCGUAUUUUUCGCAUUUAUGAUCGUAACACAUGAUGAUAUUGUUCUCUUUGCCGAUUCACAGAAGCUGCCAGACAACAUUAAGGAUCAUCAAAGUGAAAACAAUGUUCACAUUACGCUUCGACCUUAUGAAUCCAUUGGCGAUGGAGUUCGUAAAAUUGUCGCCAAUUCAAACGGAAAAAUUUGGAUAUCAUCCACAAGCAGUUUAUAUUUGAAUUCUCUAGUGCCGAAAUCAGCUAGACAUCAGGAGAUCACACCAAUUGCAUUGCUAAAAGCAAUCAAAAAUGAUACAGAGAUUAAAGGAUUUGUCAAUAGUCACAUACGAGAUGGUGUUGCAUUAUGUCAGUAUUUUGCCUGGCUGGAAGAUGCCGUCAAGAAGGGAGAGCAGGUUGAUGAAAUGUCUGGCGCUGACAAGCUGGAAUCGUUCCGUAAAACUAAGGAUAAUUAUAUGGGGCUCAGUUUUACAACUAUUAGUUCGUCAGGUCCAAAUGGCUCGGUUAUUCAUUAUCAUCCAGCCAAGGAGACGAAUCGACCAAUUAAUGAUAAAGAGAUUUACUUAUGUGAUUCUGGCGCACAGUACCUCGAUGGCACAACAGAUGUAACCAGAACUUUUCACUUCGGCAAUCCGACGGACUUUCAAAAGGAAACGUAUACUCGAGUUCUUAAGGGUCAAUUGACAUUGGGCUCAACAGUAUUCCCAACGAAGAUCAAGGGCCAAGUCUUAGAUGUUUUGGCCAGGAAGUCACUAUGGGAUAUUGGCUUGGACUAUGGCCAUGGAACUGGCCACGGCGUUGGUCAUUUCUUGAAUGUCCACGAAGGACCAAUGGGCGUUGGGUUCCGCCUUAUGCCCGACGAUCCUGGACUUCAGGAGAACAUGUUCAUUUCAAACGAACCCGGUUUUUACAAAGAUGGCGAAUUUGGUAUACGCAUUGAGGACAUUGUACAAAUUGUUCCAGCACAACCCAAGCAUAAUUUCGCUAGCCGUGGUGCACUCACAUUCAGAACCAUAACCAUGUGCCCAAAACAAACUAAAAUGGUUGUCAAGGAACUUCUUACCGAACAGGAAAUCAAAUUACUCAACGACUAUCAUCAGUUAGUUUGGGAAACCCUUUCUCCACUUUUAUCGGAGGACGCCUUCACUCUAAACUGGCUUAAAAAUGAAACCAAAGCCAUAUAGUUAUCUUUCAACUAUAUGUUUACAUCUUAUAUUUUUUCAAUGGAUUAAUAAUAAAUAUCAAGUUCAAAAACUAA
This is a messenger RNA of Drosophila innubila, 2091 nucleotides long. RefSeq names its product xaa-Pro aminopeptidase ApepP (gene ApepP). The coding region runs from base 185 to 2017 and encodes 610 amino acids. Lineage: Eukaryota; Metazoa; Arthropoda; Insecta; Diptera; Drosophilidae. Gene Ontology annotation, molecular function: metalloaminopeptidase activity. The transcript is spliced from 2 exons. The record is from RefSeq and is a predicted model, not a curated record.